Molecule: messenger RNA, 3583 nt
Organism: Glycine soja
Lineage: Eukaryota; Viridiplantae; Streptophyta; Magnoliopsida; Fabales; Fabaceae
Product: polyadenylation and cleavage factor homolog 4-like
Exons: 7
Coding region: 265-3273 (1002 amino acids)
Biological process (GO): termination of RNA polymerase II transcription
Cellular component (GO): cytoplasm; mRNA cleavage factor complex
Molecular function (GO): RNA polymerase II complex binding; mRNA binding
Source: RefSeq, a predicted model, not a curated record
CUCUUUCUUCUUCGUUUUUUUUUUCCAACCAAGAUCACAGCCUACUUAUAAACACUCCACCUCCUUCCACCUUCUUCCAUCUCUCUCUUUUAUUUUUUAUUUUUUAUUAAUUCAUGUAAAUUAGGAUUAGGGUUUAUCUCAAUUCGCCCUCUACAAUUUUAAAUCCGAGCUUCUCUUCGAUUCAUUCCCCCUCCCCAAUAAAACCGGCGCGAGAACCAAUAAAGGUUAGGAUUAGGGUUUUAAAUUCGUUUGCAUUUGAUUCGAAUGAACAUGGAGAGAUCGUUGGACAGAUCGAGAGAACCCGGUCCCAAGAAGCCUCGAUUAAUCGAGGAACUCAGCGCCCGACAAUUACCUCUACGCCCUGCGGCAGUUACUACGUUGCCGUCUACGAGGUUCCGAGCAUAUGACAGAGACUCCGGCGGCGGCGGAGGGUAUCAGCCGCAGCCUCCGCCGCACCAAGAGCUUGUGAUUCAGUACAAGACCGCGCUUGCUGAGCUCACUUUCAAUUCGAAGCCAAUAAUUACCAACUUGACUAUUAUUGCUGGAGAGAACUUGUCUGCUGCCAAGGCAAUUGCUGCCACCGUUUGUGCUAAUAUUAUAGAGGUUCCGAGUGAUCAAAAACUGCCAUCUCUUUAUCUCUUAGACAGUAUUGUGAAGAACAUUGGACGGGAUUAUAUAAAAUAUUUUGCUUCCAGACUACCUGAGGUAUUCUGCAAGGCUUACAGACAGGUUGAUCCUUGUGUUCAUUCAAGUAUGAAACAUCUUUUUGGAACUUGGAAAGGAGUCUUUCCUCCUCAGUCCCUUCAGAUGAUUGAGAAGGAACUUGGCUUUGCACCUGCAGUCAAUAGUUCAGCUUCAGUAUCUGCUACAGUCAGGAGUGAUUUGCAGUCACAACGCCCACCUCAUAGUAUCCAUGUGAAUCCCAAGUAUUUAGAAAGGCAGCGUCUUCAGCAGUCAAGUAGGAGUAAAGGAGUAGUUAAUGAUAUGACUGAAGCUGUUUUAAACUCAAAUGAGGAUUUGGAGAGGCCAGAUAGAGCUUUGAGUGCUGCUCGACCAUGGCUGGAUCCUAGGAUUAACAUGCUUUGCUGUAUAUUGCAGAAUAAUCAGCACACACAUAGAGAUGCAUUUAAUGAUUCUGUUCCUGAAAAGAGCAUGGAUGGGUCAUCAUACGGAGGCAGUGAAUAUAGUUCUGUCAUUUCAAGUAAUUUGGGUUCAGGGGCUGGAAGAACUGGAAGUAAGCUCAUUGAUUUAGGACAUGACAGAACAUGGUUCAAAACAGAUGGUGGUGAUGCAGAUACUACAUCUGGGCAAAGAAAUGGUUUCAAUCUGAAGCAUAGUUUUUCUAAUCAUGAAGCACCAAAGUCCAUGAAUUUGGAUGCACAUUGUCAGCCGAGACAAAGCAUAACUAACAAACAGAACGAUGUGAUGUCAUGUAACUGGAAAACUUCUGAAGAAGAGGAGUUCAUGUGGGAUGAGAUUGACAAUGGUUUGAUUGAUCAUGGACCCAAUGUAUCAAAAACUUUGAGCACGGACACAUGGAUGGCAGAUGUUGAAAAUUUGGAAGGUGAAGAUCACCUCCAAAUUACACGCCCUUUUGGGGCAAAGGUCAAUAGAGAAAUAUCCACUGUUAAGAAUCAAUUACCUGGUUUGGGGGGCCAUCCACCAUCAUCGUGGCAAUUGCAGAAUCUAAAGCCAGGCUACUCAGAAGGAUUUGUGUCCUCUCAUAGUGCCUUACCAGCCAAUGCAAGUUCUUUGACUGUCAAGAAGGGGAACCAAUCCUUUAUGUCGAAUUCGGUAGUAGGAAGGGUCAAAUUUGUGGGACAACAAUUUGAUUCUGGGGAAACUGAAUCCCCUUCUUGGCAGUCACCUUUGCGGCAACAGUCUCCAUCACUGCCAGGAACAGUACACCACCCUCAUUCAAUGCAAAAUUUUGCUGACCAAGAAUUACCCCAGAAUCUCAAAACCUCUCAAUUUUUGGGAGGUCCGAUAACUCAGCAUAUUAGAGAUCACUCCCUUACGCUACGCCCGAUUGUUCAGGUUGGUAACUUGCGAAGAUCACAGGAAAAGGACAUGCAGGGCCCGUUAUCUUCCAUGACUUCUUUUCGACCAAAGCUUCAGCAAAAGCAGCUGGACCCGUCUCAGUCUAAAGUUUCUUUAACCAGAGAAACUUCAGCACAGUUGACCACAAAUAAUUUGUCAGCUGCACCUGUCAAGAGUGGAGUCAUCCCCAAGAAAUCAAUUACCUGUGAUCCGGAUCCAAGGAAGCAUCCAUCUCAGACUGGGGUUCAGCCUACUCAGUCUGGUAGACCUACCACAUUAGAUCCUCUGCAUAAUGACUCAUCUACACUGCCAAAAAACACUCAAGGAAAGGCUGGACAACCACCACAAAGGCUUUCUACUCAACCACCCGCUUCCUCUAACAUUAGCAGUUCCUCAGCUCCGACCUUAAAUACUGCCAAAAAUAAUAAACUAAAUCCAAUUUCAAACCUUUUAAGCUCAUUGGUUGCAAAGGGUUUGAUAUCUGCAGAAACAGAAUCACCAACUAUGGUACCAAGUGAGGUUCCGAAGGGAUCCAAAGAUCAAACUGAAAUAAUUACCACCAGUUGUUCUUUACCAGUUACAUCAAUUUCUGGUUCUGCAGCUGUCCCAGUAUCGUCUUCCGGAGAUGAGGUAGAUUCUGCUACAAAAACCUCUCUCGCCUCACCUCAAUCAACUAGCACGGAAAUCAGAAAUCUUGUUGGCUUUGAUUUUAGACCUAAUGUAAUUCGAGAAUUCCACCCAUCAGUAAUUAGGGAAUUAUGGGAUGAUUUCCCUCAUAAUUGCAAAGUUUGUGGUAUUAAGCUUAAACAAGAAGAACUGUUUAAUAGACAUUUGGAGUGGCAUGCCACAAGAGAACAUGGUCCAAUUAAGGCAUCAAGAAGUUGGUAUGCUGAGUCUAGUGACUGGAUUGCUGGCAAGGCAGAAUAUUCAUCUGAGUCUGGGUUUAAUGAUUCUGUUGAUGUACACGAACAAAAAACAGACAGCAGUCAAUUGGAUACGAUGGUUCUAGCAGAUGAAAACCAGUGUCUGUGUGUAUUGUGUGGCGAGCUAUUUGAAGAUGCGUACUGUCAUGAAAGGAACGAGUGGAUGUUCAAAGGGGCCGUUUACAUGAACUAUUCAGAUGUCAACUGUGAGAUGGAAAGUAGAAAUGUGGGUCCCAUCAUUCAUGCCAAAUGCUUAUCAGAGAACUCAAUCGUCACCAAUUUGGCCUUUCUACAAAAACAGAUUGCAUAAACAUUCAGGUCAGAUCAGACUUUUAUAUAAACAAGAUUAAGGCUUUAAAAAAGGCCUGUAAAAGGUAAAGGUCAGCCUGCCUGUUUCCAAUUGAUAGGUUUCUUGUCAACCCUCCUCUCUCCUGUUCAAUUGUUUUAAACAGUAUUUUUCCUACCUUUAGGAUAAGAUCAAAUUAAAGGUAUGUAAAAAAAAAAGGAAAUUAAGGGGAAGCCUCCGUUUCAGUAUUAGGGGUCUAAAAUAUAAUAAUUAAUUGAACGAGCUUCGCAAGACGUGAAUAAGUGAAUCACUAGUGUAUUUGUUUUGGCUCCUA